This is a messenger RNA of Pimephales promelas (fathead minnow), 2389 nucleotides long. The record is from RefSeq and is a predicted model, not a curated record. Lineage: Eukaryota; Metazoa; Chordata; Actinopteri; Cypriniformes; Leuciscidae.
GUUCCUCAAACGCAGGAAAACCCAGUGUGUGUUCAGUGCCGAGUCAUUCAGACGCUCCGACUGGAGAGUGACAGGACUCAUGACUGACUUUUGUGGAUCUUCAAAUAAUCAUCUGGCACGCAAUGGGACGGCUAAACCACACGCGGACCCGCCGCUCAUGGACAACUUCAGGAGGAAACUGAAAUAUUUCUUCAUGAGUCCAUGCCAGAAGUACAGAGCCAGAGGUCGGAAGCCGUGGAAGAUGAUGCUGCAGAUACUCAAGAUUGCCAUUAUUACCCUUCAGUUGGUCUUGUUUGGAUUGAGCAACGAGAUGAUGGUCACCUUUAAAGAGGAAAAUCUCAUCGCCUUCAAACAUUUAUUCCUGAAAGGUUACAAGGACAGAAAUAAAGAUUACGCUUUGUACACAAGACACGAGGUGCAUGACCACGUACUGUAUGCAAUCAGAAGGUUUCUUCACCUCCAAAACCUGACUGUGGAUAAUCACGCGUUCGAGAAGAUGGACGACAUGUUCACCCCUCUGUCCCUCUGCCAAGAGUUAUAUCGACACGCUGACCUUUCACCUGCCACCGAGUCCUUUCACAUCGACCCACGUGUAGAGACAGAAUGUAUUUCUAUUUAUCCCAUUUCACCCUACACAAAUGAAGAUUUGGAAAAUGACAUGAACCUCACUUUAGACUUUCAAAGGUUGUUAGCAUUAAAAAUCUAUUUUAAAAUCAAAGCUAUCAAUGUUCAAUCUGUACGACACCAAGAGCUCCCUGACUGCUAUGACUUCAACAUUAAAAUCAUGUUUGACAACAGUGCACACAGUGGGAAAAUCAAGAUCUCUUUAAGCACUGGUGUACAGAUAAAGGGCUGUAAGGACUGGAAUGUUUCUGACUCAACAGACAGUCACUUCCGACUCAUCGUUCUGUUUGACUGUGUGGUCAUCGGCUCCUGCUUGCUCUCGCUCGUCCUCUGCACACGCUCAGUCUGCACCGGCGUCCUCCUGCAGUUCGAGUACGCCACGUUUAUGUCCAUUCACCACAGUAAAACAGUCUCCUGGUCCGAGAGGAUGGAGUUUAUCAACGGCUGGUACAUUCUCGUCAUCAUCAGUGAUACGCUGAGUAUUGCGGGUUCAAUCCUCAAAAUAUGCAUACAGAGCAAGGAGCUGACGAACUAUGAUGUGUGCAGUAUUCUGCUGGGAACCGCAACCAUGCUGGUGUGGAUUGGAGUGAUGCGUUACCUCAGUUUCUUUCAGAAGUAUUAUAUCCUCAUCCUCACACUGCAGGCCGCUCUGCCCAGUGCCGUCCGCUUCUCCAUGUGUGCGGUCAUGAUCUACCUCAGCUACUGCUUCUGCGGCUGGAUCGUGCUGGGCCCGCACCACGAAAACUUUCGGACAUUUAACCUGGUCGCGGACUGCCUGUUUUCCAUGAUUAACGGGGAUGAAGUGUACUCUUCCUUCAAGAAGCUGCGGGACAAGACCUAUGUGGUGUGGCUGUUCAGCAGAAUCUACAUCUACAGCUUCAUCUCACUCUUCACCUUCAUGGUGUUGAGCCUCUUCAUUGCCAUCAUUCAGGACACGUAUGAAACCAUCAAGCACCACCAGACGCGAGGAGAACCGCUGUCAGAGCUGCAGGCGUUCGUCGCUGAGUGCCGGGAUACACCGGACUCGGGGAAGUACAUGAUGGAUGAAGAAUACUCCUCCUCCUCCUCCUCCUCGUGCGGCGCGUGCGCUCCCGGUCUCUGCUGCUCCUGACGCGCGCUCACCAGAAGACUCGCCCACACGGACGGAUGGAAGAUUGAGAGCCAAGAGCUUUUUCGAUGUAAUAUAAUAAGAUGACUCAUGUGUUUUUAUACUAUGUAGAAUGUAUUAUAUUUGGUUCCCAAAGAUGGGCAUACAUGAAAAUGAUAAAAAUACAACGUUACCUCAGGUGAAAAGAAUCAAAUCCAAUGAAGUAUCACUAAUCUGUCUGGAUCUAUUCUGAAUGCAAAUAGUAUGUUGGUGUGUAAGACCUGAGAAGCGUUUGCUGUCAUUACCUUCACUUUUUCAGGUCCAGUAGGAGAUUACACACACAAAAACCCAUCACCAUCUACAUCUGUAAAUGAACUGACUCAGUCACUAGAGCUGCUUAUUUCCACAUUUACUCAACCGAAUCAACAGAACUGACCUAGGAUGAAUAAAGACACUAUUGUUGAAGUUUGCAUCAUUGAUCAUUAUUUUCUGAUCUGAUUCUGCUAUGAAUCCAUCUUUAUUGCUUAAAGUGCUAUAAAACGUCGACGGAGAGGCUUCAGUACACCGGAUAACUGCUUUUGUGGAGAAAGUAAACACAGCACUUAAAGUACACUUUUCAAAAAACUUUUGCUGAUAAUUUACUCAACCCCAUUUCAUCCAAGAUGUCAAUGUCUUUAA